This is a messenger RNA of Hyalella azteca, 847 nucleotides long. RefSeq lists its product as uncharacterized. Lineage: Eukaryota; Metazoa; Arthropoda; Malacostraca; Amphipoda; Hyalellidae. The transcript has 6 exons. The coding region runs from base 122 to 847 and encodes 241 amino acids. The record is from RefSeq and is a predicted model, not a curated record.
CUUUACGCUGCUGGUGGCAGCCUCGUCUGCCACUGCAAAGUUCCGGUUCGAAACUUCUCUGAGAAGCAGCCUGUUCUCGACGUGCAUCAAGCAAGCAGCUUCGCUGACGGGAAAUCUAUGGAUGGUAGCCAUAGAGCAACAUUUCUUCCAGCAGGUCAUAAGCUCAAGUGCUCAGAACAUCACAUGGCAGGUCGCUGACGCUGCCACGACUCUCUUCGCUUGUGCCCAGGCCACCGUGGACGCUGCCAAACUGAUGUUCAAGUUCAAUGGAGGGUCCUGCAUGAUCGCCAUGAAUUGUUUCUAUAAUUCAUGGAAUGAUGCAUGCGAUGGUGAGACGGUCUAUGUCGGAUAUGAUGGUAAUAGUGGGUGCCUCACUCCUCUUGGCGGGUUCUUGGAUGGCCAAAACAUAACGAACGAUGGAAUGUGCUACUCGACGUGUGUUGGAAAGACGGUAACUCUUCAAGAAGCAAUCCCUCACAUCCUCAUCGUAGCAGAUGGAUCUGCGUCAGCGAGCUUCUGUGCGGCAGCGACCACAUGUGCGUUGCUUGGACUCGAGCUGGCCCAAGUAGACACGGAGGAGAACCUGAAUGCCGUGAUGACAGCCGUCGCCACGAAACCUGAGGCACCGGGUUUCUGGGUGAACGUGCGAUACAUCGACGGCGCUUGGGUCCACAUGCCCAGCAGGACUCCCGUGGUCGCUGACAUGUGGGAUAGUAUUCCCGCUGACACCUCCUCUUGCGUGAUCAUCUUGCAGUCCGGAAAACUAUUGACAUCGCCGUGUAACACUGCACUUUUCUACAUGUGCGUCGACGCCACCAAGACCAUCAACCCGUGUCCAUCGGCAUGA